Molecule: messenger RNA, 2349 nt
Organism: Diversispora eburnea
Lineage: Eukaryota; Fungi; Glomeromycota; Glomeromycetes; Diversisporales; Diversisporaceae
Source: the annotation of a GenBank genome assembly
AUGAGUCGUUCACCGUCUCAAGAGGACGCACCUUUAUUAACUGAUAAUCGUAUACCAAACGAUCGAGAAGACGAAGAAAGUUUACUUGCUCCUCGAGAUCAUUCCGGUUGCCUUCCUUUACGUCAUGGAAAAUUUACAAGAUUAGAAGUAUUACUGGCUUUUACUUGUCUAAUACUUUUAGUACUUAUGAGUAUUUUCGCUGGUUUAUAUAGUGGAAAGACUAAUAAACAUCAUGAAAUUUUACCUCCUGACGAACCUUUUAAAAAUGUAACAAAUGUAAUAUAUAUUUCUUUACUGCCUCAGUUAAUAUCUGAUAUGGAUUUAAAUGUUGAUCCUUGUGAUGAUUUUUUCCAAUAUAGUUGUGGUGGAUGGAUAAAAAGUCAUAUCAUUCCUGACGAAAAGGGACGAUUUGGUUAUUUUGAUACUUUAUACGAAAAUAAUCAAAUAAUUUUAAAAGAAAUUCUUGAAGGUGAAUUUGUACCAUCCGAUGAACAAGAUCUUCCACCACCUGAAGAAAUAAUUGAUAAACAAAACUUUUAUAAACUCCAAGAUUUUUAUGAAUCGUGUAUGAAUGAAACUAGAAUUAAUAAACUUGGUCGAAAACCUUUGCUUUCGAUAUUGACGAAAAUUAUAGAAGAUUUUCCAGUAGAUCAAGAUUAUUCUUAUUUUGGUUUUAAUCCAAUUAAGAGGGAAGAAAAAAGACAAAAGAUUGAGAGAGAUCAAGAUAAUAAUAGUCCACAACUUGAUAGUUAUAAUUUGACGAAUGCACUAUCUCAUCUAUCGACUAUUGGAGUGACACCAUUAUUCUUAUUUUAUACCAAUGCUGAUGCCAAAAAUCCAGAAAUCAAUGCUUUACAUUUACAACAGUCCGGACUUGGUCUUCCUUCUAAAGAAUAUUAUAAUGAAGAAAAUAUUUUAGACAUUUAUCAAGGAGUCAUUGCAGAAUUAUUCGAAAAAGCCAAUAUUGCAUAUACAGUUGUAGAAUUUGAAAAAGAAUUGGCAAAAAUAUCUUUAUCCGCUGAUGAAUCUUCUGAUCCUGAAGCAACAUAUAAUAAUCAAACAUUAGUAUCACUUAGCCGACUUAGUCCUACAUUCAUAUGGUCACAUUACAUUAGUUCUCAUUUACCACCAACAUCUAAAGAUCCUACCAAAAUAAUUUUACAUUCAAAUGAAUAUUUUAAGAAUCUUUCAAUACUGGUGAAUCAAACUCCCACCCCAGUCUUACAAGCUUAUCUCAUUUGGCAAGCUAUUCUUGGAUAUUCAGAAUUCUUGGAUGAAAGUUUUAGAGCUCCUUUAAGAAGAUUAAUGUCUAAACUUCGAGGUAUCGAUGAAUCUGUAAAACCAAAAAGGUGGCAAGUAUGUCUUCGUGCUGUUGAUUCUGCUUUAGGACAUAUGGCCGGAAGAUUCUUUGUGUUAAGAGCUUUUGGUCAAAGUAAAGAAAUCGCGGACCAAAUGAUUGAAGGAAUUAAAACAGCAUUUAUAAAUCGUAUGCCAGAAAUUGAUUGGCUUGAUCCUCAGACAAGGGAAAAGGCCAUUCACAAAGUUAAAAAAAUUAUUCAGAAAAUCGGAUAUCCAACCAAAUCCCCUAAUAUCAUGUCACCGAAGUCAAUCGCAGAAUAUUACGAAAGAAUUACAAUUAAUCGAGAUGAAUUCUUUGAAAAUAUAAAGAAUGUUGAAAUUUGGCAAUCUGAAAGAAUUUGGCGGAAUGUUGAUAAACCAGUUGAUCAUGGAAAAUGGUAUAUGGAACCUCAAACCAAUCCUACUUCAAAUGAAAUUGUGUUUCCAGCUGGAAUCCUUCAAUCUCCAUUUUUCAGUUCAAAUGCACCAGAAUAUAUAAAUUUCGGUGCUAUCGGUAUGGUUAUUGGACAUGAACUUACGUAUGAUGCAAGUGGACGUUUAACUCAAUGGUGGUCUAAUGAAACUGUUAAAGCAUUCAACAAUAAAUCGGAAUGUUUUAUUCAUCAGUAUUCAAAUUUUACAGUAAAUGAUCCUAACGGAAAUCCUACAAAUUUAAAUGGUCAUUUAACUUUAGGCGAAAAUCUGGCUGAUAACGGAGGAGGAGCAUUUCAAGCAUGGUUUACUAGAUUUAGUAAUGAUUCUGACUCAAAAUUAUAUAACAAUGAACUUCUACCUGGUCUAAAUGUAACAAGAGAGCAAUUAUUUUAUAUUUCAUUUGGUCAUUCUUGGUGUUCAAAGACUAGGCCUGAAACUGCUGUUCGUACUGAUCCUCAUUCACCACCAGUAUGGCGAGUUAAUGGAGUUUUACGUAAUUCAAAACAUUUUGCAGAAACCUUUAAUUGUAAAGUUGGAACAAAAAUGAAUCCUAUAGAAAAAUGUGACCUUUGGUAG